CAAAACUUAAUAUUAUUUAGAAAUUAUAAACAAAGAAACAAAAAAUAAGGCCAAUGGCGACGUCUCUAGUAUCCUCUUCAGCUAGUUUUUUCAGGAAUUCUCCCUUCCCCACUUUUUCUUUCACCACCAAAUCCAAGUCCUUCUACUUGAAAGCGGCUGCGAUGGGGGAUAGCGAAAUUAAGGAGGAAAUUAGCGAGGAUUUAAGCGAUAAGAAGAGAAUCUUCGUCGCCGGCGCCACUGGCAGCACCGGCAAAAGGAUCGUGGAGCAGCUUUUGGCCAAGGGAUUUGCGGUUAAGGCCGGCGUUAGGGACGUAGACAAGGCGAAGUCAACAUUCCCUGGGAACAAUCCUCAUCUUCAGAUUGUAAAAGCUGAUGUGACUGAGGGCCCGAACAAAUUAGCUGAUGCUAUUAGUGAUGACUCGGAUGCAGUAAUAUGUGCUACCGGUUUUAGACCCUCGUGGGAUCUAUUGGCUCCAUGGAAGGUCGAUAACUUUGGCACUGUGAACUUGGUUGAAGCCUGUCGGAAACAAAACGUUAAGAGAUUUAUUCUCAUAAGUUCUAUUUUAGUAAAUGGGGCAGCAAUGGGACAAUUAUUUAAUCCGGCUUACAUUUUUCUCAACGUGUUUGGGCUAACUUUGGUCGCGAAGCUUCAGGCAGAACAAUACAUACGAAAAUCUGGUAUCAACUACACGAUUAUAAGGCCUGGGGGUUUGAAAAACGACCCCCCUAAGGGUAAUAUAGUCAUGGAGCCAGAGGAUACGCUUUACGAAGGCUCAAUAUCAAGGGAUCAAGUUGCUGAGGUUGCGGUUGAGGCAUUGAUUUGUCCGGAAUCCCAUUACAAAGUCGUGGAGAUUGUUGCGCGAGCUGAAGCUCCUAAACGUUCGUUUGUGGAGAUGUUUGGUUCUAUCAAACAGCGGUGAUAUGAUGGGUCGUUAUUAUAGUGAAAUAGAAUCUACGCAUAUUGAGUCUCGUGCUCCUUCAGUGUCCUGUAAAUUAUACCAUUAUGCAUUAGCCAAUUAUUCCGUAUUUAUUUAAUUUUUUUCUGGUUGAUGUUUUAAAUAAAAAAGGUUGAUCAAAUUAAAAAGAAAAAAAAAAUU
Messenger RNA from Striga asiatica, 1097 nucleotides. The record is from the annotation of a GenBank genome assembly. Lineage: Eukaryota; Viridiplantae; Streptophyta; Magnoliopsida; Lamiales; Orobanchaceae.